Messenger RNA from Dendronephthya gigantea, 1338 nucleotides. RefSeq lists its product as uncharacterized. NCBI's taxonomy places the organism in Eukaryota, Metazoa, Cnidaria, Anthozoa, Malacalcyonacea, Nephtheidae. The transcript has 4 exons. Bases 201 to 1205 code for a protein of 334 amino acids. The record is from RefSeq and is a predicted model, not a curated record.
UGAUAGUAGGUAUCAGACACCUAACCAAACCAACUGUCGGAGUACCUAAGAUCAAAGCCUGGACACAAGUACACAACAGCUUUGGCGAAUUAAAUAUGGCGCCAGUUCACUGGGUGACUAACUUUUUAAAAUCCAUAGUUUUAAAUCGUUUAAAAUCCAACUUUUAAAAUAUUUGAAAUAAACAAUGAAUUGAGAAAGCCAUGUCGUCUCGAAGAUGUUUUAAAGCAAAACACACUGUUAAAGUGGUAAGCUUUAAAGACGGGAAAGUCAAUCGGAGAUCAAAGCUCAGUGUACCCAUAAAGUAUUCAGAAAGAACUAAUGUUCACAAAUAUACGUCCUCUUCUCUACCUGAAACUUCAGCAUGUGGGCAGCCAGAAGUCAGCUUUGGUGGAGAUGAAAUUGUUGGGCCAAGCUUCAAACCAAAGCGUGGUAAAAUGCGUUUGAAGAAGAAAAUUAAGGCUUAUCGCGAUAGAAAGAUUAAGUUGGGGAAUGCUUGGCUUGGUAUUCGACAACAACUCUUCUCUGCUUUUCUGGAGCAUCAAGCUAUGCCUGUCAACCAAGGUUGUGUAAUUCCUGAGUGCAAAGAAAGUGCAUGUGGUAGAUGCCUUGACUGUGGCCCAGCACAUUUUAUGUGUGAGGAACAUAUAAACCUUGUUCAUGCCUCUGGUCAGUCUUUCCACUAUCCUGAGAUUUGGGAGAUUGAAAAGUAUAUUCAAUACAAAUUUAAAGAAGUUGUUGUUUGGGAGACAAAUCACAAUUUAGAUCAUGGUUAUACUCGUGAUGUUGUCGUCGUUAAUAGAAAUGGUCAACAGCGUCUUGUGAAGUUUAAAUUCUGUUGCCAUGAGCCAGAAGCAGUGACAUUAAUGAAAUAUGGUUUGUGGCCUUCAUCACCCAAGGAACCACAAGCAGCAUUUGAAAAAAAUCUUAUGGAAUUGGUCAAAUAUAUCUUCUUGGAAUGCCGAACAUCUUUAAAGUCGAUAUGUCAGGCAAUAUACUGGAUUAUGCCUUCUCUUUCACCAGUUUAUGUAAAGGACAUAUAUCGGCUACUUGUUGGUGAAAAUUUUGGAGAAUACCGUUACCUUAGCUACAUGCUGGAUACAUUUGGUGGGAAAAAUGUGCAGUUGGAUAAUGUUAGUCAAUGCCCUGCAUGCCCUAAGGUAAACAGUACAUUGUAUAUAAACAAACGUAUAUACAGUACUAGGUAGCAUUUAUUUGGAAAUCCUUUAUACUUGUUGUCUAUACCUUAAUGGUUUUGUUGUUUGUAAAGAUAAUAAUGAAAAUGUAGUAUUGGCUUGAAGAAACUUUAUUCUUAAUCACCAGACAAUUUUCAUAAAAUUU